GGCUUUCUUCCCGAGUGCGCGAACGCUGACUGAAGGCACAUAAAGAACGCAGCCGCCACACAGCACCCAGAACAAAGCGGGGUCCCGAAGGUCACCCGGGCCGGCGUGUUCCUUAAACCGCUCUAGCCAAAGGAACCAUAAAGAUUCAGGUUAAGGUGUCUUCACUUCCUCCUUGUGGUCGUUCCGCCCUCGGCUUCCGGUUCCGGGGACGGGCCUAAUUUUCUUGGCUGAUUAGGGCUUACGGAUCCAGGAUGGCUGUCUUGUCGCUUCUGUUGUUGGGUGGUUUGUGGAGUGCUGUGGGAGCGUCCAAUAUGGCUGUCGUUACUUGCGGCUCUGUGGUGAAGCUACUCAAUACGCGCCACAAUGUCCGACUGCACUCUCACGACGUUCGCUAUGGGUCAGGUAGUGGGCAGCAGUCAGUGACAGGGGUAACCUCUGUGGAUGACAGCAACAGUUACUGGAGGAUACGGGGGAAGACUGCCACAGUGUGUGAGAGGGGAACCCCCAUCAAAUGUGGCCAGCCUAUCCGGCUGACACACAUCAACACGGGUCGAAACCUCCACAGCCACCAUUUCACUUCACCUCUUUCUGGAAACCAGGAAGUGAGCGCCUUUGGUGAAGAUGGGGAAGGCGACCAUCUAGAUGACUGGACCGUGCUCUGUAAUGGACCUUACUGGGUGCGAGAUGGCGAAGUGAGGUUCAAACAUUCUUCCACCGACGUACUCCUGUCUGUCACAGGAGAACAGUAUGGUCGGCCCAUAAGUGGACAGAAAGAGGUACAUGGUAUGGCCCAGCCAAGUCAGAACAACUACUGGAAGGCCAUGGAAGGCAUCUUCAUGAAGCCCAGCGAGCUGCUGAAGGCAGAAGUCCAUCAUGCCGAGCUGUGACUCUGAGCGCUCUGAGCCACUGUCACCACACAGUGUUUGCAGACGUGUGCUGCUGCUUCCCCCUGCGACCCCUGCUCCAGGCCCUCUAAGCAGGGGCUGCAUUUGGACCUGCGCCCUUCACACUUGAAUUGGCUGCUCUCCCAGAUGUGGUCAGUUCUCAGGAGAGGGCUGAUAGUGAAGGCAGAGAUGCUGUCCAUUCGUACUGGUAAAGAAAGUUGAAGACCUUGCCUCUUAGCUAGGAAGUUUUACUCCACAGGAGUUUGACAUCAUGGAUUGUUGAUGUGUGAUAUCUCCUAUUUGUCUUUCUCCAAAAUGAGAAAUAAAAAGAUAAAAGGAACUUUA
This is a messenger RNA of Acomys russatus (golden spiny mouse), 1229 nucleotides long. RefSeq names its product stromal cell derived factor 2 (gene Sdf2). The transcript has 3 exons. The coding region runs from base 252 to 887 and encodes 211 amino acids. NCBI's taxonomy places the organism in Eukaryota, Metazoa, Chordata, Mammalia, Rodentia, Muridae. The record is from RefSeq and is a predicted model, not a curated record.